GACCACAGACGUCAGGGCGUCAGAGCGAACUUCCAAAAUGGAGCCGAUUAGGGCCGUGAAACCUUGGACCCACAACAAGUCGACGCUCCUGCUGGUCGGCGGGGCAGCUGCCGCAGUUGCAGUGGCUCUGGGCGUCGGAUAUAAAUACCUGCAAAAGUCUGAAAGGCAUUUGCGUGUGGGCGUCGUGUCGCAGCUCCUCGUCCACCCGCUCAAGUCCGGAAAAGCGGCGUCAGUACCGGUCGCCGAAUGUCUCAAGAUAGGCCUUAAAUACGGCCAAACGCCGGACCGCCACUGGAUGGUGGUGACGGAGGACGGCCACAUGGUGACGGGCCGCCAGGAACCUCGUCUGGUUCUGGUGUCUUUGACAUGCGAGGGAGGUGACGUGUGCCUGAACGGGCCCGACAUGGCCGAGCUGCGUUUCCCCGUCAAGCAGCCCGACAACACUUUAUUGGACUGCAGAGUGUUCGGUGCCGACAUCCCGGGGCGUGACUGCGGCGACGAAGCGUCCCGUUGGUUGGUCUGCUAUCUGAAGGCGAAGAACCUGGUGCAAUUUGAACCCCACAUGAGGGCCAGGAGGCCGACGGACACAGUAUCUGUCUACUUCCCUGAUGACAAAGUGGCGUAAACUGACAGCGGUCCGGUCAUGCUGCUCUCUGAAGCAUCUGUCAAGGACCUGAGCGACAAGAUGAACAAGGACCUGACGGUGGAGCGCUUCCGGCCCAACAUCGUCAUCGGUGACUGCGAGGCGUUUGCCGAAGAUUCAUGGGAAGAGAUCCAGAUUGGCAGCGUUCGUCUGCGGUGGGUGAUGUCAUGCGGGAGGUGCAUUUUCACCAUGGUGGACCCCAAAACUGGAAUCAGCAGCAGAAAGGAGCCUCUUGCAACUCUGAAGAGCUACCGAAUGUGCAAACCCGAAGAGAAGCACAUCUACAAGUCUGCGCCGCUGUUCGGGCAACUGCUUAGCGUGGAGAAGCCCGGCGUGAUCCAGGUGGGCGAUCUCGUCUACCAAGUCAGCCGCUGAUGAAAAAGAAACGCCAACGACAAUUGAUGCACCCAAGAAUGCAAAGCCCCAAUUAU
This is a messenger RNA of Hippocampus zosterae (dwarf seahorse), 1074 nucleotides long. Its product is annotated as mitochondrial amidoxime-reducing component 1-like. Lineage: Eukaryota; Metazoa; Chordata; Actinopteri; Syngnathiformes; Syngnathidae. Gene Ontology annotation, cellular component: mitochondrial inner membrane. The record is from RefSeq and is a predicted model, not a curated record. Gene Ontology annotation, molecular function: pyridoxal phosphate binding; molybdopterin cofactor binding; nitrate reductase activity. Gene Ontology annotation, biological process: nitrate metabolic process.